Messenger RNA from Paramecium sonneborni, 2776 nucleotides. NCBI's taxonomy places the organism in Eukaryota, Ciliophora, Oligohymenophorea, Peniculida, Parameciidae. The record is from the annotation of a GenBank genome assembly.
AUGUUUUCAAAACUAUUAUUUAAGAUUGAUAAGAAUUCUUAAGGUAAUCAAUAAAAAUAAGAUAAAAAUAAGGUAGAGAUCUUAUAAACUAAGCUAUUCAAGCCUAUUUUUGCAUAAAAGGAAUCAAAAAUUAAAGAAUAGAAUUAGAAAGAUCAAAAUAGAGGAUGGGUUCUGAUAAUAAAUAUUGUAAUUUAUAGAAUAUUCUAGUAUUUUUAGGAUAUUUAAUAGCAGCUAAUUCUAGAAAAUUUAAACUAAUUAAUGUCUUAAUUAGCUUCAAUAGGUAUAGACUUUGGUAGUCAAAGAUCAGUAAUUGCAGCUGCUCUUAGAGGUGGUGUAAAGAUUUUAGAUAAUGAGGGAACUCAUAGAGAAACAUAAAAUGUUAUAGGAUUUACAGCUGAGGAAAGAUUUAUUGGAGAAUAAGGUGCUUUGCAAUAAAAGUCCAAUUUCAAAAAUUCAAUUGGAUUCUUUAAUAGAUUCUUAGGAAUCUCAGGAAAACAAUAAUUUAGAGAGGAAGAAACAAAAUGGUUGACAGUUCCUACAUAAAUAAAUGAAUCUGGAAAAACAUUGUUUGAAGUGUCUUACCUUGGAUAAAAGACAAGCUUCACUCCAGAAUAAUUGACAGGCACAAUGCUCAAUAAAUUGAAGAAUAUUAUAUAACUGAACGACAUUAAUAUAUAAUCUAGUAAUGUUUGUAUAAGUGUCCCUCCUUAUUAUACAGAAUCUGAAAGAAAAGCUCUUAUUGAUGCUUGUAAGAUAUCAGAAAUACCACUUGAGAGAUUGUUAAAUGAAACUACAGCAAUUGCUAUAAAUUAUGGUUUAUUUAGAAAAACAGAUUUGGAUGCAGAGAAACCAAGAAAUGUAGCAUUUGUUGAUUUAGGUCAUUCUAAAUUUUCAGCUUUUGUAGGAUCCUUUUACAAAGAAAAAGCUUCAGUUUUGGCUUAAGUUUGUGAAAGAAAUUUGGGUGCAAGAGAUAUUGAUUGGGUUUUAUUUGAGAAAUUUGCGACUCAAUUUGAAAAAUAAACUGGUGGAUUAAGUGUAAGAAAGAAUAUUAAAGGAAGAUUACGAUUAUUAGAAGCAAUAGAAAAAGCUAGAAAGGUCUUAUCUGCUAAUUCAGAAGCAUAAAUUAAUGUUGAAUAUUUAGUUGAAGAUGAGGAUUUUAAUACUCUCAUAAAAAGAGAAGAAUUUGAAUAAUUAGCAUAACCUUUUCUAAAGUAGAUUUAAAUUAAACUAGAUUUAUUAUACAAUUAAGUUUAAAACUUAAAAUUAUAACUUCAUUCAGUUGAAAUAAUAGGAGGAGCAACAAGAAUACCUGCUGUGUAAAGAUUAAUAGAAAAAAUCUUCAAAAUUGAAUAAGUCUCAAGAACUUUAAAUGCAAGUGAAUCUAUAUCAAGAGGAUGUGCAAUGAUGGCUGCAAUGAGAAGCCCUAAUUUUAGAGUUACUGAAUAUAAAAUUGAUGAUUGUAAUUAUUAUCCAAUCAAAGUUGGUUGGCUCUAUGAAUAAAAAUUAAAUUCAUUAGAUUAAAGUAAGGGAUUAUUGAAUUGUUUCCCUGAAAGGUAAUGUAAAAUUUUAUAUGAUUAAAAUAAUCCCAUUCCUUCAAUCAAAAGUUUUGCUUUAAUGAAAACUUAACCUAUUGAAAUAACUCUUUUUUAUGAUCCAGUUCCUUAAGGAUUUGACCCUAUUUUAAGUAAAAUUAAGUCUCCUACUAUUUUUUAGAAUAGAUUUAUGUACCUCCCAUUAUAGCCAAGCAUAAAGAGCAUUCAACUAAAGUUAAAAUAUUGUUGAAUUAAAAUGGUCUAAUAAAUUUGGAAGAAGUAUUAUUUUAAGAAGAAUAUAUGGAGGAAAUCAAAGUACCUGUAAGUCAUGUUCAUUAAUAUUUUAGAUUGAGAAAGCAAAGAUAAAAAUUCCUUAAAAGUAAGAAGAAUGUUCAUAAUAAAAACCUGAUAUUUAAAUAUAAGAGGGAAUAAAGGGAGAAGGAGAACCUUAAUAUGAAAUUAAAUAGAAAAAAAAAAUUACAUAAAAUUAGAUCAACUGUGAGACUACUUGUCUUUAUUCUUUGACUUAGAAAGAGAUUGACCAAUUCUUCUAGUAAGAGAUUGAAAUGCUUAACAUUGAUAACUAAGUUCAUGAAACUCAAUUCAAGAAGAAUCAAUUAGAAGCAUAUAUUUAUGCUUGGAGAGAAAAUUUGAACGGAAAAUAUGCAGAAAAUGCAAGACAAGAACUCAAAGAUUAAAUUUAUAAAGAAUUAGAUCUUCAAUAUGAAUGGUUGUAUGGAGAUGGCUAAAAGACUACAAAGAGAGAAUAUACUGAUAGAUAUGAUAAACUUGUUUAAUUAUGUAGUCCGAUAGCAACAAUAGCAGAGGAGUAUCGGUAAUUACCUGAUGUCAUUUAAUAAGUCUUAGAAGACAGUAUAAUUUAUGAAAAUUUUUUGAAUCUUCAAGUAAUUUAUUCUUAAUCAUUAUAGGAAUAGUAAUUUGCUCAUAUUACUAAAGAAGAAAUAAAUCUUGUGGCUAAUGAAUUAACAAAAUUUAAAUAAUGGUGCAAUAAUGCAUUAGACUUGUUGAGUAAAGCCGAUAAGACAAUUAGAUUCACAAUUUCUAUUUAAUAAAUUAAUACUAAAUAUGCUGAAUUAUAACAAGUAAUGAUUACUAAUAAUCGUUAGAAAUGCUAACCAAUUAUUACUAAACAAAAACCUGAACCAAUAAAGGAAGAAAAAAUGGUCGAUCAAGCUUAAUAAGAACAAUAAAAUAUUAAUUAAAAUAAGAUGGAAACUGAAUGA